UUUCUUCUCUUCCAUCAUUCUUGUCUCCCACCUCACACUCUUACUGUUCCAGGAGAAUGACUCUUCUUGGUCUUGCUCUGGUUGCCUUUCCCUCGCUGUUCUCUGUUGCAGUUGGGUAUGGUUAUGGAGAGGGGUGGUCUGGCGCUCAUGCUACCUUCUAUGGAGGAAGUGAUGCCUCCGGCACGAUGGGUGGGGCUUGUGGCUACGGCAACCUGUACAGCCAGGGCUACGGGACGAACACCGCGGCUCUGAGCACCGCCCUCUUCAACAAUGGCCUCAGCUGCGGCUCUUGCUACGAGCUCAGAUGCGUGGACGAUCCACAGUGGUGCCUUCCAGGAUCCAUUGUUGUGACCGCCACCAACUACUGCCCACCCAACUACGCCCUCCCCAACAAUGCGGGGGGUUGGUGCAACCCUCCUCUGCAGCACUUUGACCUCUCCCAGCCUGUCUUCCUGCACAUUGCUCAGUACAGAGCUGGAAUCGUGCCAGUUGCUUACAGAAGAGUGCCAUGCAGGAGAAGAGGGGGAAUCAGGUUCACCAUCAAUGGCCACUCCUACUUCAACCUGGUGCUCAUCACCAACGUGGGGGGAGCAGGAGAUGUGCAUGCCGUGUCCAUCAAAGGGUCCAGUACUGGGUGGCAGGCCAUGUCCAGGAACUGGGGCCAGAACUGGCAGAGCAACACCUACCUCAAUGGCCAGGCCCUCUCCUUCAAGGUCACCACCAGUGAUGGUCGCUCUGUGGUCGCCUACAAUGUGGCUCCUUCUGCUUGGUCUUUUGGCCAAACCUUCAGUGGUGGCCAGUUUGCUUAACCUGCCAACCUUUACACAGGGAGGUACUAAUGCAUCAUGCAGUAUAGCAGCACUAGGUGAGAGGAGCUUAUUUUGCUUUGGCUCUUCGACUUAUUCAGUAUAUAGCUUUAGACUGAGCUUGAAGGAGAAGAAAGGGAUGGGGAUUUCUUCUCCUUUUGGGAAGAAGUUGGCAGCGGUGGUGGACUCUGACCACCCGCCAAGUUGCAGAUGGGUCAACUCCUUUUUGGUUUCUGAUUUCCUUUUCCUGUUUCCUUGAUAUCAGCUUGGAAGAUGAAGUUCCUCUGAGGAAUCAUUUCGAUUAGCUGUUUGCUUGAGAGUUGUUGUAAUAUUGAGUCUUGUGUAUGGAAGUGAUGAACUGAGACUUCCUAUCUGGUAAUGGAAAUAAUAUUAUCUUCUGAGCUUUGCAUUGAGACUAA
Molecule: messenger RNA, 1225 nt
Organism: Musa acuminata AAA Group (dessert banana)
Lineage: Eukaryota; Viridiplantae; Streptophyta; Magnoliopsida; Zingiberales; Musaceae
Product: expansin-A10-like
Exons: 4
Coding region: 57-809 (250 amino acids)
Biological process (GO): plant-type cell wall organization
Cellular component (GO): extracellular region
Source: RefSeq, a predicted model, not a curated record